AUUAAGAUGCUUGGUAAAGCAGCUGGAGAAGGGUGACAUUAAUGUGGUGGAUUUAAAAAAGAAUAUUGAAUAUGCAGCAUCUGUGCUGGAGGCAGUUUAUAUUGAUGAAACCAGAAAGCUUUUGGACACUGAAGAUGAGCUUUCUGACAUACAGUCGGAUUCGGUCCCGCUGGAAGUGCGGGACUGGUUAGCUUCUACAUUUACAAGGGAAAUGGGAAUAGUGAAGAGAAGACCUGAAGAAAAGCCCAAAUUCCGAAGCAUUGUGCAUGCUGUACAAGCUGGGAUUUUUGUGGAAAGGAUGUAUCGAAGAACUUCGAGCAUGGUUGGUUUGGCUUACCCAGCAGAAGUGAUCGUAACAUUUAAGGAUGUUGAUAAAUGGUCUUUUGACGUAUUUGCCCUAAAUGAAGCAAGUGGAGAGCACAGUCUGAAAUUUAUGAUGUAUGAGCUGUUUACCCGAUACGACCUUCUGAGCCGUUUCAAGAUCCCUGUUCCAAAUCUUAUUUCGUUUGCUGAAGCUCUUGAAGUUGGUUACAGCAAAUACAAAAAUCCAUAUCACAAUUUGAUCCAUGCAGCUGAUGUUACUCAAACUGUGCAUUACAUAAUGAUUCACACUGGUAUCAUGCACUGGCUCACAGAACUGGAAAUUUUAGCAAUGAUCUUUGCAGCUGCCGUCCAUGAUUAUGAACAUACUGGGACCACAAACAAUUUUCAUAUUCAGACAAGGUCAGAUGUUGCAAUAUUGUACAAUGAUCGUUCUGUUCUUGAAAAUCAUCAUGUAAGUGCUGCUUAUAGACUCAUGCAAGAAGAAGAGAUGAACAUCCUGGCAAAUUUAACAAAAGAUGACUGGAGGGAGUUGCGUAGCUUGGUCAUUGAGAUGGUCUUGUCUACGGACAUGUCGGGUCAUUUUCAACAAAUUAAAACGAUGCGACACACGCUACAGCAGACAGAAGGGGUAGACAAAGCCAAAGCCAUGUCUUUGAUUCUACAUGCAGCAGACAUAAGCCAUCCAGCAAAAUCCUGGGAACUGCACUACCGGUGGACCAUGGCCCUGAUGGAAGAAUUUUUUCGACAGGGAGACAAGGAGGCUGCUUUAGGUCUUCAGUUUUCCCCACUCUGUGACCGCAAGUCUACUUUGGUAGCUCAGUCCCAAAUAGGUUUCAUUGAUUUCAUUGUAGAACCAACAUUUUCUCUUCUUACGGACUCAAUGGAGAAAAUUGUUAUGCCUCUUAUAGAGGAAGCAUCAAAAUCUGAAAGUCCUGCAUUUGGGACAUCCAGCCAAAAUAGUUUGGGAGCAGUAAGCAAUGCUGAAGCACAAAGACGACCCAGUUUUAAAAGUGCAAGUGAUGGGGGGACUCACACAGAAAAUUCUCUAGCAACUGUAGACCUAACGAGCUUUAAGGACAACUUGAUGAAGAUCAUUCAAGCAAACAAAGAAAGAUGGAAAGAAUUAGCAAUAGAAGAAGAACUUGUGAAAAAUGUUGGUGAACAGGAAAAAGACCAAAGCAGAAAUUCCACAGAUGCACAGUUACAGGAAGAGACAACAAGGAUACAAAAUGAGAGUAGUCAGGGAAGCGAUGGUACAACCUGUCCUCCCAGAUCCAUCGUCCUACAAGUAGUCUCUUUCGACAGUCCUCUGAGUGAUGAAUCCAACUCAGAAAAAUGCACUAACUCUGAUCCGAACCAGAAAGAUCCCACCGAUGCCCAGCGAGAAACACAGAAUGCAGACCCACUGAAUGGUGAGCCUAAACGCUGUAUGAAGUCAGAAGAUAUAGUGAAAGUCACUGAGCAGAAAGAAGCACUGAUACACAACUAG
Eurypyga helias (sunbittern) is the source of this 1813-nucleotide messenger RNA. It is a transcript of the gene PDE1A, whose product is annotated as phosphodiesterase 1A, calmodulin-dependent. Gene Ontology annotation, molecular function: 3',5'-cyclic-nucleotide phosphodiesterase activity. The transcript is spliced from 14 exons. The annotation marks the transcript as partial. Lineage: Eukaryota; Metazoa; Chordata; Aves; Eurypygiformes; Eurypygidae. Gene Ontology annotation, biological process: signal transduction. The record is from RefSeq and is a predicted model, not a curated record.